AUGAUAUUAAGCAUUUUCCAAUUAACGAAUGCCAAUGGCAGUGAUUUGAAUAAAAGUGAUGAUGACGAUGAAAACCCUAAACAUGAAAUUCAAAAUCUAACAGAACACGCAAGGACGGGCAGAGUUUUGAAAUAUGCCCGUCCCAUGUUUACCCUGAGGAGAAGACAACCAAUACAAAAAAUACGCUCUAGGGCAGAUCAUUUCCCAUUGCGACCUCAACUGAGAAGGGUCCACAAUGGGGUUUUGCCCGCUAGCCAACAACCACAACAACAACUGAGAUAUGGCUAUGAUUCGCUGAAAUCUUCGAAAUAUAUUAAUUCUAAGGGAGCCUUGCCCUAUGGAGCAAACAUAAAAGGUAGCUCCUCUCCGUCACUGAAACAACAGCUAUUGGGUAUACAUCCAAAUGGUUUGCAGGUUCCGGCUCUAUCACAUCAAUAUGUGCAAAAUUUCAAGGCCUCUCCAGCAUAUAAUGGCCAGGUGGCAAUACAUCCACCGCCAGUUCCGGUAGCUCAGCAGGCAACAGGAAAUAAGCCGCAGAAGCAACAAUCGCCACCAUCACCCCAACAGCAGCAGCAGUUGCAGAAACAACAGCAACAAAAUCUAGACAAUUCAUAUCCCAAAUACCUGCAGUCUAUAAAAUCCAGCCAAUCAGAUCCCGCAAUGCCAUAUCCUGAUUUCAAACAGUAUCCCAUACCCGACCAACAACAAAUGCAAAAAUACAACGAACAGCAUGACAAAUAUUUACAACAACAAAAAUAUCUAACACCCAGAGACCCGGUGGCCUACUAUCAGCAGCAAUACCAGCAGCUACAGCAACAGCCUCAGUCCCAACAUUUCUAUCAGCAGCAUCAACAGGCUGCACAGCCAUCAUAUUCCGGUCAACAACCUGCCUAUUCUGCCCCGCAUCUCAAACCAGUUCAACAGGCAACAACUUUGCUACAGCCGCAACCACAACAACAACCAUCCAUACCCAUACAUGAAGUUUCCGAGGUGGCACAGCCAGGCUUUAGCUCCGCAGCCAACAACAACAAACAACAGCAGCUGCAGCCACAGGCACCAACAGUUGCCUCCUAUGGCCCCAGCAGUCAUGCUGCACCAGGAAAAAUGUAUUCCGUCUAUGAGGAGAGUGAUAUGACCGAGCUGCACAAUAAUGACUAUCAGACAGCCCAAUUGGAUAGCUUGGAAAAAGAGGCCCAGGAAUAUUUGAGAUUCAUGAACACGAAUGAAUAUUUUUUGCCCAAACGGGAUCCGAACUACAAGCAAAUCGAUGAGGAAAAUGAUCGCAGGCAACAAUUGAAUUUACAGCAGCAGCAACAACAUCAAAGUGCCCUCAACAACUAUGGCAGCUCUCAAGCAUCCUCAGUAUCCUCCUCCGCUACACAAUACCAAUCCUCCCCACCAGCCUCACAAUAUUACCCACAGCAACAGCAACAAAUCUAUUAUGGCCAUCAUCCCGACUCUUCGGUGGCAGCAUCUGGAUCUGCACCUUCCUCUUCACUAUUCAAGGAACCCAUACAAGUUUCCAAAUUAUUCUAUCAAGAUGAAAGCAACUCCAAUGGUGCUGGUCCCUCAACUGUGGUUCGGACCAGCUAUCAAACUGCCUACAAUUCGAAACAUUUUGGUUCCCAAGACAAUAUUCGACAAUCCUCGGCAUCAUCAUCAUCGUCGUCACAGAGUAAUCGCACUCCCGAACCCUUACGUUUUGAAUUUACGGAACGUGAUGCCAUGGUGGGUGGUAUUGCCUAUACGCAUGCUCCAAAGUCGCAAUAUAAAUAUAAGGCAGUCGAAGCCCCAGUUACACCCAGGAUAACGAUCCAGAGUAACUUCCAAACAUCGGCAACAGCAACAACGGUACUGCCAACCUCAGCAUAUGUGGGUAGCAGUAUUAAGCCCAUAACUGAGGUGGAGGAUGACCCAGAGGAUGGUGAUGAUAUGCAAGAGGCGGGAUCGCAUAUUUAUGGACGUCAGCCGCUGCUGAACAAAAACAAAGACAGCAAAGUUGGCAGCAGUACCACCACAACGGAGGAACCACCCAGCGAACAAAAAGACACUGAGGAAUAUUGCGAACGAAUUUGUGCCAUUGUCGAAGAUGAAAACGAAGAAAUUGUGUGCGGCUCCGAUGGCUAUAUGUACACCAGUGAGGCCCAAAUGGAAUGCUAUGCCUCGUGUUUACGAAUUGAUAUUACGAUACAGGGGAAAGGUUCAUGCUCAGCGAGAUAAAUGUGGCAGA
Musca vetustissima is the source of this 2230-nucleotide messenger RNA. RefSeq names its product myb-like protein K. The record is from RefSeq and is a predicted model, not a curated record. Gene Ontology annotation, molecular function: protein binding. Bases 1 to 2220 code for a protein of 739 amino acids. The transcript has 5 exons. Lineage: Eukaryota; Metazoa; Arthropoda; Insecta; Diptera; Muscidae.